Messenger RNA from Didymodactylos carnosus, 564 nucleotides. NCBI's taxonomy places the organism in Eukaryota, Metazoa, Rotifera, Eurotatoria, Philodinida, Philodinidae. The record is from the annotation of a GenBank genome assembly.
AUGAAUUCAUUUAGUAUUUAUUUUGCAUUUAUUCAAUUAUUAUUAAUUUACAUUCGCAAUACUCAAAUGUUAGAACGUACACGUAAGUUUGAAAUACAGCACACACUGCUUAGGUUUGGACGUGACUAUUCGGUACGUGAUAUUAAUGGCAAUUCAAAUUAUAAAAUAGUAUACAAAUGGUUACACAGUUUAGGAAAAACUUUAAAAAUUGAAGAAAAUCAUAAAGUAUUGUACGAAAUCAAACAUGUAGUGGGUCGUUUAUAUGCCGAAUGGCAAAUCUAUCAAAAUGAAACUCUAAUUAGUCAACUGAAACAUGAGCCGUCAAUAUUUGAUGUCAUAUAUAAAGUAAAAAGUGUGAAUGGCAAUUAUCGUAUUCAAGGUAAUUUUUUAUUACAUAAUUUUAAUAUUCGAAAACGUAGAGUUAAAGUGGCGAAAAUCCAUAAAAACCAUGUUCAUUCGAGUGAUACGUACGGUAUUGACAUUAAUUCAAAAGAAGAUCCAGCAUUUAUCAUCGCUUUGUGUAUCAUUAUUGAUGUAAUUCGACAUCAUUACUCAGAUAUGUAA